AUGAUACUGACAUAUCGCACAGAACUCCAGCCAGGGAAGAACAAGAAAGGCGUGCAUAUAUCGGGUCCAAAGGCUGUUCACUCCAGUGAUGACCAGAUUACGCAGAAGAAGCCAGCGUUCGAACCACGAGAGCGCGCAAAAUUGACACCUCCAUCAUCACUACCAGAUGAAUUAUGGUUGCCCAUCCUGCAAUGUCCUUGCCCAUUUCCUCCGGAACUGUUCAGCCGAGUAAUGCUCAACAUGGUCAAGAACCCAAACGUCACCUCAAGCCAUCUCUUCCGUGCAGACAUCUUCUAUGACAGCGACAAUGACCAAUACUUCGAUCCAAGCACAACGGAGUAUCCUUCCAAUGGACUGGCGAAGCAUCUCAAGGCAGAGUACCAACCGCGUUCAGCCCAAUGGCCGGGAGCACAGCUUACGAGAACCAUUGUGCGCCAGCUUAUCCCUCGGAAUCCUCAGCUAGAUCGACCUUUGGUACAAACAUGCCACUUCUUCCGGCGCCUUGAUGGUGGAAAGGAAGAUACUGUGGUAAUGUACGUACCGCACGUGGACAACGCCGACGAAAUGCCCUUCUAUCACCCUGCAGUGUCACAGAUCGCCUUUACUCACACAUGGUCAACACAUGGAGCCUCCAUUUCAGCAUCUAAUGAGCACCAAGGCACAAUGACUCUGCUGUACCGUCUAUAUUCGGGCACAACGAUCACCACAAAGCAAGAGCGUACGGCCCUCAAACUCCUGCAGACUAUUCACAAGCAUGGUCAAGGCCAACUCCUUGGCUACGAGAAACGUGUCCACCUUGACAGGAUCAUACCUCAAAAACGCUACCAGGACACAUAUUCAGUGAUGAAAGCGAAAUAUGGCAAGAUGCUUUCCGAGCAGUGGGUUGAGCACACAGACCCAGGCAAGCACGUGUUCGAAGAUAUCGGCAUCGCGGCGUUCCUGGUUGAACUUUGGCGAGAUAUGUUCGAGGUGCCCAUGAAAGAGUUUACUGCAUCGGAGGAGAAGGCUGCCGUGUCAUCGAAACCACCCUUCCCAGGCUUCGUUGAUAUAGGCUGCGGCAACGGGGUCUUGACCUAUAUCCUGCUCACCGAAGGCUAUCAUGGCUGGGGUUUCGAUGCUCGCCGACGCAAAACUUGGGAGACCUUCCCAGCGUCCGUGCAAGACCAGCUGAAGCAAAGCAUUCUUGUUCCCAACAUCUUCAUAACCGAUUGUGAUUCGGACCACCAAGGUGUAUUUCAUGACGGAAUUUUCGAUCCUGAGGCUUUCAUCAUCUCCAAUCAUGCAGACGAGCUGACCCCAUGGACGCCUCUACUGGCUUUUCUGAACAACUCUGCCUUCAUUGCCAUCCCCUGCUGUAGCCACGAUCUAGCAGGGGCUAGAUUCCGAGCGCCAACAACCACGAAAGCCAUCAAGAAAGCACCUACCAGGCUUCCCCAGCAGGUGGAAGUGCCUGCCGGUGACGCCGAUGAUGAAGACAGACCGAGCAAACACCAGGCAGCCGAAACGGGAUCCCUCAAGAGGUCGGAGGCGCAACGCAAGAUACCAUCAGCAUACUCUACGCUGUGCUCGUAUGUGCGCAGCCUGGCGAUAGAACUUGGUUUCCUACCCGAAGAGGAUGUGCUGCGCAUACCAAGCACGAGGAACUCCUGCAUCUUAGGACGGAAUGGUACAAGCGCUUCCGCCGAGAAUAGCGAGAAGAGAGAUGUAGUCAAGCGGCUGAUCGAAAGGGAGUUGAAGCGAGACAUUGAAGCCAUCGGCGCACAGUGGAUCGAGAAUGCCAGGAAGCUGAUGAAAAAGCCCAGCAGUGGCCAUUGA
Messenger RNA from Fulvia fulva, 1815 nucleotides. Its product is annotated as tRNA (uracil-O(2)-)-methyltransferase. Gene Ontology annotation, biological process: tRNA methylation. Lineage: Eukaryota; Fungi; Ascomycota; Dothideomycetes; Mycosphaerellales; Mycosphaerellaceae. The record is from RefSeq and is a predicted model, not a curated record. The transcript has a single exon. Gene Ontology annotation, molecular function: tRNA (uridine) methyltransferase activity. Bases 1 to 1815 code for a protein of 604 amino acids.